GUGAGUCAGUGUGUGUUGUGCGUGUGACGGGAGAGUGUGUUGCCGCGCCUCUCUCUCUCCCUCUCUCUAUCCUUCCCUCCUAUCUUUGUGUGUACGGAGUUCUCGCGCCCUGGGAAUUACUAAGGACUUCAUCUCCACGACCAGCAGCAUUCUGCCUUCCCGUGGCAGAGUGACGGAGGUCCCUGUGGAGCGCCUGUGUUGUCGUGCAGGAGAGGCGGGCAGGUCGUGUGCGAGGCAUGAAGGAGCAGCAGCGUGGUUGGUGGCGCGGUUACAGCCUCUAGUUGUUAGCUUGUAUGGUGCGUCUUAGGCUGGACGGCUGCCUGACAGGUCCUCCUGCCUCCUGGCCUCCGUGGCUUCCUCGCUGGUCUAAGAAGGCGUUCUCAGACCACGCCGAAGGGGCCUCGCCCGCUCUCUAGUGUUGUCGUAGGCCUAUCCAUGAGAGCCUGUUUACCUGUGCGCCGUCUCGUGUGAGAGCGAGACCCCCGAGAAAAGAAAGCAAUAUAAUCCUAGCUUAAAAAGUCCCGAGACCUGGCCCGUGCAUUGGCCUGAGGUCAUCGAGUGUGGACGGUGAGCGAUACCGGGAAAGUUGUCAGUGAGUGUUGCGUAGUGUCGGUGUUGUUGUUGUUGUGAUCCGAGUGUGGCGUGGCGCCAGAUCCGAGGUGGGACGGCGGCGCUGGAUGAGUGGUGAUCCGUGUUGCAAUAUGGAGGUCGCCACAAUGGUCACGUAAAGUGGAGGCAGCGCAGCAAGUGUUGGAUGUGGGGAGACCAGCAGCGUGUGGUGGGUCCCCAGCAGGUCGGCGGAGGUCAAUGCUCACACCAUCACCUCCUCCAUCAGCACCAGCACCUUCCCCCACACCACCAUCACCACCACCUGCACAUCUCCCCUAAUCACCAUGACGACGGAGGUGCUUGGCCACUAGCCCCCUCCUCUUCCACCUCCUCCACACCUUCCACUUCUUCCCCCGCCAUCUCCUACACUUCCCCACCCUCCUGCUCGCCGCCAGGAGAGUCCUACGCCAAUUGGAUGGCCGAGGCGCUGGCCACCUGCACCAGCUACACCAGCACCCUUCCCUUCCUCCUCCCGCCAAACUACUCCUCAUACACCUCCACCUCCUCCUCCUCCUUCUCCACCAACGCCACCCUAACGUCCCCCACCACGCCCACCUCCAGCAUCGCCUCCCCAGUGACCACUUCCACGUCGCCCUCCAUCGCCGCCAUGUCCCUCAAGAUGAACAGCGUGUAUAUAGACACGUCCCCCUCCAGGACCUCUAAGCCGCCUCCCACGGUCAGGUCGCACUCCCUCGACCAGCUCAAUUUCGAGGAGAAGCGGCAGCUCAUAGCCUCCACGCUGAGCUUGAGCGACCUCCUCGGAGGCGGGCCGCAGAAGGGGAAGCUCAAGGCCGAGGUAGAGACUCCUUCGGAAACCUCGGCGACCCCGGGUGCCAACACACCGACGUCGGGCACCAACUCCAUCGUGACCAAGUCCACGUCGCUCUCCCUCUCCGACAUCAUCAACGCCACCAAAAGCAACAAAGGUGAGGCCAAUGAUGAAUGCUGUUGCCGCCGGCAGUUGCGAUAUGAUGCAUGUGAGUGUAAAUAACUUGAUACAGACAGGGAUGAAUAAGUUUACAUGUAAAAUAAAUACAUUGAUUAAUGCAGAGAGUUGAUGUUCACCGGCCAGGCGA
Molecule: messenger RNA, 1685 nt
Organism: Penaeus vannamei (Pacific white shrimp)
Lineage: Eukaryota; Metazoa; Arthropoda; Malacostraca; Decapoda; Penaeidae
Source: RefSeq, a predicted model, not a curated record